AUGUUGCAGGUGGCACAGGAGCAGACGGAUAGACUGUUGUGCGAGAUGUUGCCUGCAACCGUCGCCCAAGUCCUCAAGCAAGGCGGCCUAGUCCCACCACGAAGCUACGAUUCCGUUACCGUACUCUUCUGCCAGAUCAUGGACUUCAACACGCUGUGCUCGAAGAGUAAUGCAGAACAGAUCGUAACAUUCCUCAACGAUACCUUUACACUCUUCGAUGAGAUUGUAAAAGUUCAUGAUGCUUAUAAGGUCGAAACGACUGGUGAAACCUAUAUGGUGGCCUCUGGUGUACCGACAGAAAAUGGAGGACGUCACGUCUUCGAAAUUGCCGAUAUUUCGCUGGAAUUGAGAGAUGCCUCCUAUCGCUACCAAGUCCUCCACCUCCCCGACUUCAAAGUCCGAGUGCUCAACGAGCGGUCCUACGAGGACGUCCUCAGACGGAGGAGGAUGAUGUUCGCCUGUUGCUUAAUAGCCUGGCUAGCCGUCAUCAUCCUGAUAGCGGCGAUGGCCAUCCCGAAAUGGGAAGUCCUUACCUUUACAAAUAUCGACUGGGAAAUCGUACGUGUCGAACUUGGUGUCUGGGGCGAGUGGAGACAGACGACGAACACCAGCCGACCGAUCACCGAAUGGAUCCCCCACUUCCCUGCCCCUCCCGCUCAUCUGACUCGAUUGGCCGAUGAGGACUUGAAGCAUUACUACCGAGCUCAAGCUGUCAUCGGCAUCAUCGGCCUAGUGCUCCUGAUCGCCACCAACCUCUUGGCCAUGUACACCUUCUACCACCAUCGUUAUACCUACAAACGACUGACCGCUGCGUUGUACUUUGUUUGCACUAUGUGCGUCUUGGCCGCUAUCGAGGUACUAUCGAACAGUGUUGAUGAGUGGAAUACUACUGUCGUGGCGAAAUCACAGGACGAAACCCACUGGGACUACGACGCUGUCCGUGAAUCCGGCUACGCAAAAUACAUGGCUUACAGCGUCGUCAUCAUCUGUGCCCUCUCCUCCUUAACCUUCCUCUAUGGCUCCCACAAACAAAAGGGUGAAAACGCCGCUACUGCCGAAUUCGAGAUCGAGGACCGUCCGAUCCAUAUGGGACGCUUG
Molecule: messenger RNA, 1098 nt
Organism: Mesorhabditis spiculigera
Lineage: Eukaryota; Metazoa; Nematoda; Chromadorea; Rhabditida; Rhabditidae
Source: the annotation of a GenBank genome assembly